Gadus macrocephalus (Pacific cod) is the source of this 1430-nucleotide messenger RNA. It is a transcript of the gene tex9, whose product is annotated as testis expressed 9. The transcript is spliced from 10 exons. NCBI's taxonomy places the organism in Eukaryota, Metazoa, Chordata, Actinopteri, Gadiformes, Gadidae. Bases 259 to 1248 code for a protein of 329 amino acids. The record is from RefSeq and is a predicted model, not a curated record.
AAUUGAAUUCGCUUGAGAAAUCUAAACGUUAAAUGGCUAUUACUUCGUGCAUCUCCGACAUUUAGUCGUAUUUGUUUAUUCGCUUUCCCUCUCCAACAUGGCGGCGACGUUGACGUAGGAUCGAGACCAAUGCGGAAGCUGCGGCUUUUCUAUUCUGAUGGGGGCGGGGCUCCGGUUGCUAGGUAACGUCCACCGCGUAAGAGGAAACAAACAGACAGACAAACAGAUGAGGGAGAACUCCUCCACGCGUCUCAAGAUAUGGGCUCCAGGAAGGCAGUAGUGAAGAUGAGUGGGACGGCUCCCUGCGGCGCGCUGAACCAGCCGGCCCUGAGCCUGAUGGCGAAGGAGCAGCAGUAUCUACGAAUGAAUGCAGAGUUGGAAGCCAAAACAGCUGCUGUAGUCAGACAGGCGGAGGAAGUGAUGAGGGAUCAAAAUUAUAUUUUGUCUAAACCAAUUCCCAAUAAUCUGGAUUGUGAUUUCGAGGAUGCCUCGAGAAGACCCAGGUCUGCUGUCGCUGCGGACCUGACCACUGAAGACCCCAGCCUGGAGACGACCAUCCUCCAUCUGGAGGAGAAGCUGGAGGGCUUCUGUCAGGAGGAGGUCGUGGAGGAAGCCCUUCCCACUGAAGACAGCAUAGGAUCAGAAGCUCAGAUCCGCGUUUUGAAGGCCAAACUACGAAUUAUGCAGGAGGAAUUGGAUCGGCUCUCACAUGAUUACAGCAAAAAGGACGAUGAGAACGGUAAGCUGUGCAGCAGAAUCAAAGAGCUGGAGGAGGAGCGCUCCCGCCUGCAGAAGACCGCCAACCUCCAGCAGACGCACAUGGAGAAGCACCGCGCUCUGGCUGAGGAGUCCGGCAGGAGGUGUGACGCUCUGCAGGCGCAGGUUGCGGGGUUACAGAAGGAGGUCGAGGGGUCGAAGAGGGCCCAGAAACAAGCAGCAGGACACCACAACACGGUGGAGGUCCGCCUGAACCGGGCGCUGGAGGAGGUGGAGAGACUGAAGGCCCAGCUGAACAACAUGAAACAGCUGAGUAAGGACAGAACUAAGGAGGUGCACCUGAGCAAAGAGAAUCUUCUGGCUGAGAACAAAGUGCUGAAGAAGCAGAGAGAAGAGCUCAUUCUGGCCUUCAAGAAGCAACUGAAGCUGAUCGACAUCCUGAAGAGACAGAAGAUGCACUUUGAAGCCGCCAAGAUGUUGUCCUUCACUGAAGAGGAGUUCAUGAAGGCCCUGGACUGGGGGAAGUCGUAGAGACCUUGUUUUAUCGGAUUCAGUCCAUGUGGCUCUCCUCGGUUCUUAUGGAUGAGACCAAUGUGUUGAAAAGGGACAAUACGGUGCCAUUUAAAAGUUGCAUUGAUCAUUGUCAUAAUGGAACUUUUUUUUUGUCUAAUUUAUGUUUUUAUUAAUCAUUAAAAUAUGUUCCAUCACAUGUA